GUCAGUCAAUCCAUAGCCAAACUCACGAUGCAUUUGACAACAGCCAUUGCGUCAUUGCUUCUGGUGGGCUCUGUCGCCAGCCUGCAAAGCCCUCACCGUCGCGCUGUUGUUGCACCUCAGAGUAAAGCAUUGACCCCUCGAGCUGCAUCGGUCCCCAGAAGUAGUGUCACCGAUUAUUCGUACUUGACCAAUAAGACCGCAAGGUUUCUGGUCAAUGGUACCGGCAUCCCGGAAGUGGAUUUCGACGUGGGAGAAUCGUACGCUGGUCUUUUACCGAACACACCUACAGGCAAUAGCAGCCUCUUCUUCUGGUUCUUCCCCUCGCAGAAUGCCAAUGCCAGUGACGAGAUCCUUAUCUGGCUGAACGGUGGCCCGGGCUGCAGCUCCCUGGACGGGCUCCUCCAAGAGAAUGGCCCAUUCCUGUGGCAAUCCGGCACCUACAAGCCUGUCCCGAACCCGUACUCCUGGACCAACCUCACGAACGUGGUGUACGUCGACCAGCCGGCGGGCGCGGGCUUCUCGCCCGGCCCGUCGACGGUCAACAACGAAGAGGACGUGGCCGCGCAAUUCAAGAGCUGGUUCAAGCAUUUCGUCGACACCUUCAGCCUUCACGGCCGCAAAGUCUACCUGACGGGCGAGAGCUACGCAGGGAUGUACGUCCCGUACAUCGCGUCGGCGAUGCUCGACGAAGAGGACAAGACCUACUUCAACGUGAAGGGCGUUCAAAUCAACGACCCGUCCAUCAACGACGACUCGGUCAUGAUCUACGCCCCCGCAGCCCGGCACCUAAACCACUACACCAACAUCUUCGCGCUCAACAGCACCUUCCUCAGCUACAUCAACACCCGCGCCGACACCUGCGGCUUCAACGCCUUCCUCGACGCCGCGAUCCAAUACCCACCGGCCCACCCCUUCCCCGCCGCACCCCCAAUAACCGAAGACUGCCAAAUCUGGGACGAGAUCAUCAGCGCCGCAUACAACAUCAACCCCUGCUUCAAUUACUACCACCUAACGGACUUCUGCCCGUACCUCUGGGACUUAAUGGGCUUCCCAUCCCUCGGCACCGGCCCAAACAACUACUUCAACCGCACCGACGUACAGCGCGCUCUCCACGUCCCACCAACAGACUACUCCGUCUGCAGCGACAACCCCAUCUUCCUGAACGGCGAUACCUCCCCGCCAAGCGCCUGGACCGUCCUCCCCGGCGUGAUCGAACGCACCAACAACACGCUCAUCGGCCACGGCUGGCUCGACUACCUGCUGAUCCUGAACGGCACCCUAGCCACGAUCCAGAAUAUGACCUGGCACGGCACCCAGGGUUUCACCCGGGACCCGCUCACCCACCCGCUCUUCGUGCCUUACCAUUACGGCCUGCAGGAGCUGUCUGAGGGUACCGAGCCGGAUCCGUUUAUCCUCGAUGCGGGCGCGGGGUUGUUGGGCACGGCGUAUACCGAGCGUGGGCUCACUUUUUCGUCGGUGUUUUUGGCCGGGCAUGAAAUCCCGCAGUAUGUGCCUGGUGCCGCGUAUCGGCAGGUGGAGUUCCUCUUGGGGCGUAUCGGGAGUUUGCAGCAGCGCGGUGGGUAUACUGCUUAGGUGUUCCAUGGUAGUAUCUGGAUAAGGUGAACGGUUAGGAUAGGGUGGUGUAGGUGAUGGCUUUGAAGCGGUUCGGUGUACAUGUGGAUGUAUGU
This is a messenger RNA of Aspergillus homomorphus CBS 101889, 1688 nucleotides long. RefSeq names its product putative serine carboxypeptidase (CpdS) (gene cpdS). The record is from RefSeq and is a predicted model, not a curated record. Gene Ontology annotation, biological process: proteolysis. The transcript has 5 exons. The coding region runs from base 28 to 1593 and encodes 521 amino acids. NCBI's taxonomy places the organism in Eukaryota, Fungi, Ascomycota, Eurotiomycetes, Eurotiales, Aspergillaceae. Gene Ontology annotation, molecular function: serine-type carboxypeptidase activity.